This is a messenger RNA of Coffea eugenioides, 2715 nucleotides long. Its product is annotated as O-fucosyltransferase 3. Gene Ontology annotation, cellular component: chloroplast; cytoplasm. The record is from RefSeq and is a predicted model, not a curated record. The coding region runs from base 643 to 2169 and encodes 508 amino acids. The transcript is spliced from 8 exons. Lineage: Eukaryota; Viridiplantae; Streptophyta; Magnoliopsida; Gentianales; Rubiaceae. Gene Ontology annotation, molecular function: calcium ion binding.
GAUCAUCUUCCCCCUCUCUUUCAGAUACAUUUUUCAACUGAUCAUUUCACACAGGGCCACUGCCCAGACACUUCUCAUAUUUUAUUUUCCACUCCAAAAGAAACAAAAGAGAGAAAUAAGAAUUGUUUUUCUCAAAGGAAAAUCACAUAGAAUUUUCAUUGAAGGGAUUCCGACCAUAUUCAAUUUCUCUACAUCUUACCUCGUGAAUCCACCGUCGGUUUUGCUCUUCUCAUUUCCUCCUCAUGUUUGGAUUUUUAUUUUGUGGAAAUCGUUUUUGUGCUUUUUUCCCAAUCUGGGAUUGCAUGAUUUCUCUAAUAUAAACUUUGUAUCUAAAUUAAAUUUGUCUGUUUUUGCCAAUUGGGAUUUCUUGGGAAGGAGGGACGCUGUUCAAAAUUUGGAUUUUUUUAAUUAGAUGCUGGUGCAUUUUCAUCAAUUGGGUUUUCUCAAGUUUUGAAAAUUUUUAACUGGGCAGUGUCCUAAAUUUCAGUUACAUUCUGGCAUUUGCUCCAAUUGAGCAUCAUCAAUUUAAGAUCUUUAAAAACGGGUUGCAUGAAUUUGAGAAAAGACUGCAACUUUUUAUUUUUUUAAAUGCUGAUUUUUGAGAUGAAGGAUAGGCUUCAAUGAUGAGCAAGGUUAAAGAAAAUGGAGGUUAGAUCAGAGAGUUUGGGACAGGCAAGGCUCGAAAAAGAAAAGGGAAGUUUACAAGGGGGCCAAGUAAUCCAGAGAACAAGGUUACAGGUCUGGUUUAUAAGGGUAUGCUCAAGCAUUUUGAUAUGGACCUGUUUGGUUCAGCUGGUGGCUGUCGGCGAGCUGUGGCAUCCGCGUUUACUAACUGGAUUGUCAAGCCGGUUCAGUGGAGCGUCUACAUUGUCCUUUCGUGUUGAAGAUGCUGUGCCAUCUCCUCCCAUUCUUUUGCCUGCCAGAAAUUAUACAAGUAAUGGUUUUCUUAAAGUGUCUUGCAAUGGCGGCUUGAAUCAAAUGCGCGCUGCGAUCUGUGACAUGGUAACAGUUGCUCGGCUUUUAAAUCUCACUUUGAUUAUUCCAGAGCUUGAUAAGAAAUCAUUCUGGGCUGAUCCUAGUGAUUUUGAUGACAUUUUUAACGUAAGACACUUCAUUGACUCAUUAAGAGAUGAAGUUCGGAUUAUUAAGAGAUUGCCUAAAAGGUUUGGAAGGAAACUUGGGAACCAAAUUCUACAGAUGCCUCCUGUUAGCUGGUCAAAUGAUAAGUACUACUUGGAACAGAUCUUACCCUUAUCUGCCAAGUACAAGGUGAUACACUUCAACAGAACAGACACUCGACUCGCAAACAAUGGACUUCCUGUUGAGCUUCAAAGACUCAGAUGUCGUGUCAAUUUCCAAGCACUUAAGUUCACCCCUGAGAUUGAGGCUUUGGGUCGAAAGUUGGUGCGCAUUCUGCAAGAAAGUGGACCGUUCAUGGCAUUGCAUUUAAGAUAUGAGAUGGACAUGUUGGCUUUCUCCGGUUGUACCCAUGGAUGCACUGAGGAGGAAGCUGAGGAGCUUAAACGGUUGAGGUAUGCAUUUCCUUGGUGGAAAGAGAAAGAGAUAAUAUCUGAUGUAAAAAGAUCUGAGGGCUUAUGCCCUCUUACCCCGGAGGAGACAUCAUUGAUUUUGAAAGCAUUGGGUUUUGACAGAGACACACAGAUAUAUAUUGCAUCUGGUGAAAUAUAUGGCAGUGCAAGGAGACUUGCCGCACUAAGAACUGCAUUUCCCAGGAUUGUGAAAAAGGAGAUGCUGUUAGAUCCUGAAGAUCUGCGACAGUUUCAGAAUCAUUCAUCUCAAAUGGCUGCCCUUGAUUUCAUUGUUUCAGUGGCCAGUAAUACAUUUGUUCCCACCUAUGAUGGAAACAUGGCAAGAGUCGUGGAAGGUCAUCGAAGGUAUCUGGGUUUCAAAAGAACCAUCCAAUUGGACCGGAAAAGACUUGUAGCACUAUUGGAUUUGCAUCAGAAUGGGACGAUCUCAUGGGAUGAGUUUUCUGUUGCUGUGCGGUUGGCACAUGAGAGCAGAAUGGGACAGCCUGCACGUCGUAGAGUUCUUGUUGAUAAACCGAAAGAAGAAGAUUAUUUCUAUGCAAAUCCGCAAGAAUGCCUGUGCGAGGGAACAAGUUGUGAUGACUUAUUAGGCCCUCGGAAUUCAACUGUAGUCCGAUAACAUGUGCCGCCAAACCAAGCCUCAAUUUGUGAUUCAAUUCCAAGGGUCCUUGCUAGACACCGUGUGAAGAAAUCAUGGUGUUUCAGUUAGCAAAGGCUUGGGAUCAUUAGCGUUCAUCCAUCGAAAAUCUUUCAGAAAUCAAGAAAAUGUCAGACUUGUCAUGGGCAUCAGAGCGGUGUGUUCAUACAUGGGGAGCUUUGUAAGAAGCAGCAGAAAAUACAUAGAAAUGAAAAUGAAGGUUUAGAAGUUCCACUUGGAUUUUAAUUUUAAUCAUUCUUUUUGUUCAUAUGUAAUUGGUUUUUUCUGAUGGUUAUUCAUGGGAUCUUUCAUUGUUUUAGCAUAAGAGCUGCCAGCUGAAAGCUAAUUAUUCAUGUGUCACUAUUGAUUAGUCAACAGGUGCCAUUUUCGGCACUUGUCUGAUCAGAUAAGAUGGUAAAAUCGAGGCAGUGAAGGCCUCUUAGAUGGUUGUAAUCAAUAACUACUCCAAUACCACUGUAAAAUUCCCAAUAUGAGCAAAUUUGAGUGGCUUCUGAGGUUUUUGAGUUA